This is a messenger RNA of Calidris pugnax (ruff), 7390 nucleotides long. It is a transcript of the gene HIF1A, whose product is annotated as hypoxia inducible factor 1, alpha subunit (basic helix-loop-helix transcription factor). Gene Ontology annotation, biological process: regulation of transcription by RNA polymerase II; cellular response to hypoxia. Gene Ontology annotation, molecular function: DNA-binding transcription factor activity, RNA polymerase II-specific; protein binding; RNA polymerase II transcription regulatory region sequence-specific DNA binding. The transcript is spliced from 15 exons. The record is from RefSeq and is a predicted model, not a curated record. NCBI's taxonomy places the organism in Eukaryota, Metazoa, Chordata, Aves, Charadriiformes, Scolopacidae. Gene Ontology annotation, cellular component: nucleus. Bases 930 to 3188 code for a protein of 752 amino acids.
CUUCCCCGGGGACCACAGCAGCAUUGAGUUCUUGUUCAAAUAUAAGAAAAAAAUUGGGAGAGCUCCUCUCAAAAUGCUUAGCUCAAAACUCCUGUGACAGAUGCACGAGACAAACACGAACCCGUGUGGGUACUGGGCAAAAAAGAGAAUUAUCCACGGUACCGACUGACAGAGUUUUUGGUUGUUUUGGUGCUUGCUUUUUGUGAGCUGUCCUUUAUGUCACGUGUCCGGGGGAGGUGAACCUAACGCAGGCGAUGGAAGGAGAAUGGGGCAUCUUCUUCACAGCUGUUUUUCAUUCCAGGGGAGUUUGUGGAAGGGACUGUGCUGGAGAAAGAGAGCUGGGAAAGGGACUUUUUUGGAUCACUUGAAAAGCAGGAUGCUUUUUCCAGAAAGAGUGGUCAGACCCUGGAAUAGGCUGCCCGGGGAGGGGGUUGAGUCUCCAUCCCUGAAUGUGUUGAAGAGUCAUUUAGAUGUGGGGUUGGGGGAUGUGGUGUAGGGGAGAACUUUGUAGAGUGGGGUUGAUGGUUGGACUCAAUGAUCCCGAGGGUCUUUUCCAACCCGAAUGAUUCUAUGAUUCUACGCCUCACACUCAGUCCAUGUCCUUGUUUAUCUGACCUGUUAGGUGGGCUUUGUAAGGAUGGUAGAAAGGGAAGAAUUUGGAGAGUGUACACCUUAGCACUGGAGCAUCAAGCUGGAAAUAACUUACGCUUUAGUAUUUUGAAUGGUCUUAAGGCGUGAGGAAAGAAGAAGAAAACAGGAAUUGGAGGCCAGAGGAGCAGCAGUCAAGGAUCAGCUCGGAACGCAGAAAAGAGAAGUCAAGAGAUGCAGCCCGGUGCCGACGGAGCAAGGAAUCGGAAGUGUUCUACGAGCUGGCCCAUCAGCUGCCUCUGCCCCACACCGUCAGCGCACACCUGGACAAGGCGUCCAUCAUGAGACUGACCAUCAGCUACUUGCGCAUGAGAAAGCUGCUAGAUGCUGGUGAGCUGGAGACAGAAGCCAAAAUGGAGAAGGAACUGAACUGUUUCUACUUGAAAGCUCUUGAUGGAUUUGUCAUGGUUCUGUCCGAAGAUGGAGACAUGAUUUACAUGUCUGAAAAUGUGAACAAGUGCAUGGGGCUCACUCAGUUUGAGUUGACGGGGCACAGUGUAUUUGAUUUCACUCAUCCAUGUGACCAUGAGGAGCUGAGAGAAAUGCUUACACACAGAAAUGGUCCUGUGAAAAAGGGCAAAGAGCAAAACACGGAGCGCAGCUUUUUUCUCAGAAUGAAGUGUACGUUGACUAGCAGGGGAAGAACAGUGAAUAUAAAGUCUGCUACGUGGAAGGUGCUGCACUGCACCGGGCACAUCCGCGUCUACGACACGUGCGGGAACCAAACUCACUGCGGUUACAAAAAGCCUCCCAUGACAUGUCUGGUGUUGAUCUGUGAACCUAUUCCUCAUCCCUCCAACAUCGAGGUCCCCUUGGACAGCAAAACGUUCCUCAGUCGUCACAGUCUCGAUAUGAAAUUUUCCUAUUGUGACGAAAGAAUUACAGAGCUGAUGGGGUACGAGCCAGAGGAGCUCCUGGGUCGCUCGAUCUACGAGUACUAUCACGCGCUGGAUUCUGACCAUCUGACCAAAACCCACCACGACAUGUUCACGAAAGGGCAGGUGACGACGGGGCAGUACAGAAUGCUCGCUAAGCAGGGCGGCUACGUCUGGGUUGAAACUCAAGCCACCGUUAUAUACAACACUAAGAACUCCCAGCCCCAGUGCAUCGUGUGCGUCAACUAUGUGUUGAGCGGAAUUGUUCAGAAGGACUUGAUUUUUUCCCUUGGACAAACGGAGUGUAUGCUGAAACCAGUGGAGUCUCCUGAUAUGAAAAUGACCAAAAUAUUCAGCAAAGAUGACCUGGAGGAUACCAACAGCCUGUUUGAAAAACUUAAACAGGAACCAGACGCUUUAACUGUGCUGGCCCCAGCGGCUGGAGACACAAUUAUCUCUCUGGAUUUCAGCAGUAAUGAGUCUGAUGAACAACAAUGUGAUGAAGUUCCUUUGUAUAAUGAUGUAAUGCUCCCCUCAUCCAGUGAGAAAUUGCAGAAUAUAAAUAUGGCAAUGUCCCCACUACCUGCCUCUGAAACUACGAAGCCACUUCGUAGCAAUGCUGAUCCUGCACUCAAUAGAGAAGUUGUAUCAAAGCUGGAGCCAAACACGGAGCCACUCGAACUUUCUUUUACCAUGCCCCAGGUGCAAGAGCAGCCAACCAGUCCUUCUGAUGCAAGCACCAGCCAAAGCUCACCUGAGCCCAGUAGUCCCAAUGACUACUGCUUUGAUGUGGAUAAUGAUAUGGCUAAUGAAUUCAAACUGGAAUUAGUGGAGAAACUCUUUGCGAUAGAUACAGAAGCAAAAAAUCCAUUCUCUACUCAGGAAACUGAUUUAGAUUUGGAGAUGUUGGCUCCUUACAUCCCAAUGGAUGACGACUUCCAGCUGCGAUCGUUCGAUCAGCUCUCUCCGCUGGAAAGCAGUUCCUCUGGCUCUCAGAACGCAGCCACCGUGACCAUAUUCCAGCAGCCCCAGACACCCUCCAGUUCUGCUGAUGAAAUGAAACCGGCGACGGAGCGCGCGGAUGAUGUGAAGACACUAAUUGUUCCUUCAUCUCCUGUCCACAUCAUCAACGAAACGAGUAGUGCCCCAGCGUCACCGUACAGUGGGAACAGGAGUCGAACUGCCUCUCCAGUCCGAGCAGGGAAAGGAACGUUGGAUCAGACGGAAAAACCUUGCCCGGGAGUGCCUAGCUUGCUGACAGUCACUCUCAAUAAAAGAUCUACUGCAGUGGAUGAAGAACUAAAUCCAAAGAUGCUAGCUUUGCAUAAUGCUCAGAGAAAACGAAAAAUGGAACAUGAUGGUUCACUUUUUCAGGCAGUUGGAAUUGGGUCUUUAUUCCAGCAGACAGGUGACCGUGGAGGAACCGCGUCGCUGGCUUGGAAGCGUGUAAAGGGAUGCAAAACAAACGGUCGGAGCGGAGUGGAGCAAAAGACAAUCAUUCUACUAUCAACUGACAUAGCGAGUAAACUCCUAGGGCAGUCGAUGGAUGAAAGUGGACUUCCCCAGCUCACCAGUUACGACUGCGAAGUAAACGCUCCCAUACAAGGCAACAGAAACCUGCUACAGGGUGAAGAACUGCUCAGAGCCCUGGAUCAAGUUAACUGAGCUUUCCCAAUACUUUGUUCCUUUUUUUUGGACACUGGUGAAUCAUCACCUAAAGCAGUCUAUUUAUAUUUUCUAUAUCUGAUUUUAGAAGCCUGGCUACAGUACUGCACUAAUUCAGUUAGUUCAGUUUUGAUCCCCUUUCUACUUAUUUUGACAGUCUUUUUAAUAUGUUCUUUAUGUAACAAUAACUCAAAACUUAUAGUGCAUUUUUAUAAUUCUUUGGUACAUACACUUUUAAGUCCUUACAUUUAAAACACACUCGCAAUAGCAGCUUUGAAAUAUGCACCUGAUUUAAAAAAAAAAAAAUUAAAAAAAAUAUUUAUUUUUUGGGCUGGGGAGUUGGUCACCAAACCUUAUCAUUAGUAAAAUGUCAACACAAGAAAAACUGGCAAUACUUCCACCCUGCUCUUCAUAGGUAGUUGGAAGACUUGUGCUCUCUUUCUGUUUAUGUUCAGACAAGUUGUGGGUUUUUUUUUUUAUUUUAAUAAUUUUUAUAAGAAACAACAAUGCUUUGCAGCAGUGCAUUGUAGCCACAAUCGCACAAUAUAUUUUCUUAAGAAAUACCAGCAGUUCCUCAUGCAAUAUAUUCUGCAUUUAUAAAAACUAGUUUUUAAAAGGAAUCUUCUUUUGUUUGCCUAUGAAAUCAUGUUUAAACCUGGAUUAUGUCAUUAUUUUAGUCACGUUGUAACAUAAAUUGUUCUUAAAUGCUGUCUUAUGCUUUUGACUUAAAUGAGCGUGGUUAGGCAAAGGAAAGGCUUUAUCUGGAAAGGGCUAGCAGCAUUUUAUUUGGAUACGUUCUCAAUUUAGAGAGAGUUUGAUGUUCUUAAAGUAGUCACUUUGCCAGCUUAAAAAAAAAUAAAUAAAAUAAAAUUCCCUGCCUGUAGUUGUUGAAGUUAAUGCUAAUACUGUGUAUGAAUCUUAAAUCUAAAUGUUCAGCUUACCCUGUGUGGUAUAGGUGAUAUUUCAAGCAGAUUGUAAAACAUCUUGCAUUGUUAGCAGAACUUUAUCUAGUACAUCGAGUUGCUCAAUAUUUUGAUGUUUUGGUUUUAUGCACCUUGUUGCUAUUAACAUCCGUAUGUUUUCAUGUAGAUUUCAAUAACUUGAGUAUAUUUAGAAGCCUUUUUAUUUAGAAAUAUAUAGUUGUCACAAACAUCUUAUUUUCCUAUAUGUACUGUACAAAACCUUCAUUCACUCAUUCUUUUGCUCUUUGUGGUUGGAUCUAACACUAACUGUAUUGUUUUCUUACAUCAAUAAACUCUAUGUGGACCAGGCCCCUUUGGGGGAGUGUGUUAUCUGAGAGAAACGAGAUAAUUUAUAUUUUUGUUAGUGGUUAUUUGUUCAUCCGUGUUUCCCUUUUGAACUCAGCGUGGAUUGGAAAUCACUGCUCCCUUAUUUUGAUUGUAACAUCUCCAUGUUAAUUAUUUGAGCCUAUUCAGUACUGCAGUCUCCCUAGACAGUGUUGUGCUACUGCUCGCCAAAGAUGUUCAACCUCUCAGUCUGUUCUCACACCAGUUAGCAAAGGGGGAAGGGAGGAGACAGCCCGCUGGUGUUACAGCUAGAGUGGAAAGAGUCUUCCUCCUGAACAGCUUAAAGGCUUGUCUCUGGAAGCUUGAUCAAGGUAACACUGGAAAGCAGGAGAAAGUAAAAUUCACAAGAGUGAGCAAUUAAAAGAUGGAUUUUUUUUUUUUAUCACAAAACCGCAUGAUUGAAAAAUUAAGAUUGGACUUGGGAGAAAGCUUGUUCUGUGUUCUUGUGCUGUUGAUGUAGUGACUUUAACUAGGUGACUUCUCUUAUUUUGCUGUCAUUUGCACUUUUCAAACUGGCAGACUUGUAUUACACAAACUGGAGACUGUUAGCUGCCAGCUAACAAAAGAUGGGGCACUGGUAGCAGCAGACCCUUGUGUACUUAAAGUUGGAGUAGAAGUUUCACAAAGAGAGGAGAAAGCGCGUAGGGUCAGUAAGCCAGAACUGAAGCUUUACGCAGAGAGCUGCUUGGGAAUAUUAAAUAUUUUUUUUAAUGCAGCAUUUAAGCGUACGAAGCUUAUAAAGUUCUCUGGAUGAAAGCAGCAGAGCUGCUGCAUGAGGGCUCCUGGAUGGCAUUUUUCCGGGGUUUAGUGGUGAAGCUGCUGAAGGCUUCAGUAAAGCGCGUUCUGCUUUUCUUACUGCCCCGGCGAGCUUUGAGCUGCCCUGGUGAGUUACUGGUUUCUUCUCUCCCAAGAGAAACUUCAUACCUUCCUGCCUGAUGUCGCUCUGCUACUCUCUUGACCUUUUGGAGGAACCUGUUUGGAUCUGUCAGCUCCUCUUCAGUCUACCUUAAGAGGGCUGUACAUUUUCAUAGAGAAAAAUCCACAUUAAAAAGAGGAGGAAAACUUAAGUGUCCCACCUGAUUUAUGGUUAUGAGCCUCCUGGAAUCAUCUCCGGUCUUAAGGAUAGAAGUUGUUUAUUAAAAUGAGCUGUGUUUCAUCUCAGACAUUACACAUAAUGUGUUGUUAUUACAUUACAUGUAAUAACAAGGCAUGGUAUCUUGUUUACACUCUUGGUAAAAGUGACUGAAACAAGCAAUUCCUGGAAUGAACUGUGGGAGCCCUAUUGGUUUACUCUAGGAAAAAAACAAAUGGGGGAAAAAAAAGCAACAAAACCCAAGAAUAAAACCAAAUUAACCUCCUAGAGGCACUGAAGAAAGUGUGGAAAAGUAACCGUAAUUGGUUGCUCUGGCCUUGUAAGAGCUUUGCUCAAGGCAGAUGACAGUUCACAAAAUAUAGCACACUUUUUAGCUGCUGUUUGCUUGGUUUUUUCCUUACAUUUUAGGAAUACACAGCCUGAUUCUAAACCUACUUUGGAGGACAAGCUUCUAGAAUACAUUACUUUCUAAACAGUUUUUUUAGUGAUUCUGAAUAAUUUCUUAGCUGACUUACUACUUUUUAAAAUGUGGAGGCACCACAUCAGGGCACUUAAUUCUUCCCCAGAAGGAAAGAAAAAAAAGUAGGUAAAUAGAACGUUUCCUUCUGUUUAUGAAAUACACUAGAUUAUGUAGAAAUGAUAAACUGAGAAUAACGAAGUUUGCUCCCAGCAGGUUCGCGUGACUCCAGCAGUGGUCAAGCCAUGCCUUUUUCAUAGCACAGAACAAUUAUUAUCUUUAGAUAUGGAUUCUAAUAGAUGUUUUUAUCUACAACGCUGAUGAUUUUGUUAAAAAGUAAAGGCAUUAAACCAGUAUUUAUGAGGACAUCAUUCAUUCCUUUACCUGAAAGUAGUUAAUUUGGGAGUUGUAGCUCACCACAAGAAGUCACUUAAGUCUACUGUCCAGUAAUUUGAGCUUAGGUGUGACACGGUGAGUGAGUUAAGGUAGCCUGGAAUCCAAAUACACCUUUCUAACCUACCUUCCUCCCGUGCAGUGAGACAGGCUCGGGCUGUACGCUCAGCUUUUUGAAAAUCUUGGGCUGAAACGGAAACAAUUUGCUAUUAAACUCUCCCCGAGUAAUUAUGCAUUGAAGAAUCACAGAUUAAGGCCAGCAAGGCCAAGAAAAACUUCACACCUAACACUGGUGGCCAAUUUCAAGCCUCCAAAUGAACUGUUUUCCUUUGAAGGGUGCCCGUGGAAGCUGGGAGGGGUGAGUUCCUGACCAUUGGGAUGUGCCCGAGGUCAACCAUCUGUCCCUGUCCCCACCGACACGCUUCUCGCUCAGAUGUCACUGCGCUUACGCGUGUUAUUCAAACUGUAAUUGUCCAGCAUGAAAAUCAACGUUUCACAGGCCAGGAGUACUUUGUAGGAACACCAUUUCAUAGGAAUUCACAGGAGCUGGAUAUCCAGCUUUCAUUAAAAAUACCAUUAGCAAUUUAGGUACUUGAUUCCUUGGAAAGCUCCGUUCUGGAGAACUGUGAUUUUUUUUUUUUUUUGAUCCAAAUUCUAGAAAUGUUGUCAUUGUUCUUCUGCUUCCAUGUUUACCUUGAGCAAGGCUUGCCACGUUACCAAAAAGUUAAAGAGUUUGCAACUGGACUUACACAGUAUGGUAGAUUUUGUGAAUAAUAGCAGUAUUCUCUCAUGAAGAAGUGAUAUAUUUUAAUGGAAUUCUUUUUCGGAACCAAGUACAACAUAUUGCAAUUGAUGUUUCCCUUGAAACAUUUUUUACAUACUUGUGACUGUAUUUUUCUUUUUGAUUGUGUUAACAGUAUAAAAUUCAAUAAAAGAGAGGGUUUGUUUCUAA